AUGCCUGAUGAUUACCUGCUAAUCGACAUUUUUAUAAUACGAAGCGUUGUUGAAGUUGAUAACGUUAUCCUAUUAUCAACCCGAACAGAUGAAAAUAUCGAAUUAAAACGAAAUGUCAUCGAUCAUUGUUUAAAUAAUGGAACAAAAUAUAAUUUCGAAACACUCAAAAAGCUUGUUAUAGAACCAGCUGAAAUUCUACAUUGGAGCUCAAGCAUCGAAUUAGUUGAUCGCUAUGCGGCAUAUCUCGAAAGCUACGAUCGAAACCUGUCUGGAUCAUUCUUAGAAAUGUUUGAAAAAGAUUUUAUAUGCAACUGUACAAAAAGUGGCACAUUCGGUAAAUUUUGUCAGUAUCAAUUUAUAAGUUAUCAUAAUAGUUUUGAAGAAACAAUUGUACAUCAACUCAAGUUGAAAUUUGAAUACUUUGCUGGUAGUCAACAUAUUGGUAAUAGAACAUGUUAUAAAACAUUGACUUGUGAUCAUGGUCUUUUAUGUCUGGAUUGGCGUGAACUAUGUGAUGGUAAACAGCAAUGUAUUGAUGGUAUAGAUGAAAAUAAUUGUGAACUAUUAGAAUAUAAUGAAUGUCAAUCAGAUGAAUAUAGAUGUGCCAAUGGACAAUGUAUCGAUGAAAAGUUUUUCUUAGACGGUCAGUUUGACUGUAUGGAUCGCUCGGAUGAACAAUAUAAAACAUUAUCAAUUAUUUUUAAGUAUAAUUUUGUUUAUUGUGGAUUGAAAUUAGAUUUUAAUUGUGAAGAAGUAAUUAUGCCACGUAAAGACUUUUCAUGUGGUAAUGGUGAAAUUUAUCCCGAUCGUGCUGUAUUGAAAAAAAAGCUUAUUAACGGGGAAUAUUGUUUCAGCUUUAGAGAUAAAAAUUUCAUGUGUGAAUUAGAUAAAUAUAAUCCACUUUGGACAAUGAAUAAUGGUCAAUGUGUUUUUUAUGGUAAAUUAGAAGGUAAUACAACAGAAGAUAUAUGCUUAUUUUUAAUUAAAUGUGGAUUAAUGGGUGGACAAGGAUUAGAAUGCCCAUGCAACGGAAUAAAUUGUGCACCUAUCAUUCGAGAGCAACGUUGUUUAAAUGUUGAUAAUUUAGUUGAAUAUCCUAAGGGAGGCAUAUUUGCUCCAUAUAUUCGCACAUUUUAUGUUCCGGAACAUAUUCAUUCACAUAGACAUCCAGAUUAUGUUAUGUUUACGAAAAGUAUAAAAUGUUCUGGUUUUCAUGUGAAUGCUGUUAAUAGGUCAUACUACAUUCCGUAUGAUGUUGACAGUUUUGAUAGGGGUAAUUGGCGUAUAUUUGAAACAUUAUUUUGUCUUAACAGUACCAGUGAAAAUCAAAAUUUAUCGGGACCGCACUAUGAUUUAUCGUGCCAGAAUAAUUUUCAUCAUCCAACAUUUCAAUGUUCAUAUGGUAAACAUUGUAUAUCAUCAUAUCGAGUAGGAGAUGGUAAUUAUGACUGUUUAACAGCAGUCGAUGAACAAAUAGUAAGUGAACAAUAUCCAAUUUUACCGGUAAAUUGUUCAGUAAUUCAAAAACAUCGUUUUUAUUGUUCAAUAAAUGAACCAAAAUGUUUAUUGAGUACAAAUCUAGGAGAUAAACUUCAACAUUGUACAACAAAUAAUCGUGAUGAAUAUUCUGAUGAAAUGAAAUUACUUUUAUCAAGCGUAUUAUGUUUAAAUAAAAAUUCUAUUGAAUGUGAUAUUGUAAGAAAAUAUAUUGAACAAUCAUCCUGGACAAAUACAACAUCUUACUAUGAAACAAAUACCAGCUCACCAUUGGUAUUCUCAUCAACAAAAACAAUUUUAUUUCGAGAAUAUUGUGAUACAUUUUGGGAUUUAAAAUUAGGAUUUGAUGAAAGUUCUAGUCUAUGUAAAGAUUGGAUAUGUCCACCUAACUAUUAUCAAUGUUUAAAUGGUCAAUGUAUACCGUUAGAUUGGGUAUGUGAAGGUGAAUGGGAUUGUUCAGAUGCAUCGGAUGAAGAAGGCUUAUUCACAAUAACGAAACUUUCAGAACAUAAUUCAAAAAUAAUAAAUUUACUCAAUGCACAAGAAGCAUGUAAAAAAGUACAUAAGAUUCGUCCAUUUUCAAACAUUUGUAAUUUCGAUGAAUAUCCUUGUUUAUUAGCCAAUAUCAAUGAACCACACAAUAUGACAAAUCGUCCAUGUAUAAAUUUGACUAAAAUUGGAGAUGGAAUAAUAGAUUGUUAUGGUGGUUUAGAUGAACGUAAUAUUCUUAGCUGUACAUCACAACAAAUGUUAGGUUUUAACUUUGCAUGUAAAUCAAACAUUAGUAACUUAAGUAGUGAAUUUGAAUCAUGUUUAUUAUAUACUCAACAAUGUAUGCAUCGUUGUUUAAAUGGUGAAGAUAAAGCGUUAUGUUUUUAUUUAAAAAAUAAUUCUCUACUAAUACGUUGUGAUGGGACAUUGCAUGAUACUUCAGAGACACUUUACAGAGAUGUUCAUUGUUUUAAUCAAACAUGUAUACCAAAUGCAAGAUGUAAUGGUAAUAUAGAGUGUGAAAACGGCGAAGACGAAUACUAUUGUAGCUCAAGUACAGCACCAUUAUUUGCAAGAUACAGAAGUUUUGGUAAUAAAAAUAUUAAAACUAUUUUAAAAACAAUUAGUUUACCGUAUUAUCCUAAAAGUAGCAUUGAAACAAUUAUUGAUAAUGAAAACAAAAAUAAUCAUUAUUAUGAUAUAUUAUUUCGUGGCAGAAAACGACUAACUUCGUCCAGAAAUGGGUUAAAUUUUGUGUCUUCAAUGUUAAAAUAUCAAAACAAUAACGUGAAUUUUUCCUAUUUUGAUCCAAAUAAUAUCAAUGAUUUUAUACUCAAUGCAGAAGAAUAUUUACGAUUUAAAUCAAUUGAACCAUGGACAUGUAAUCGUGGAGUAUCAGUAAAGAAAUGGCUAAAUAAUGAUGAAUACGAUAUUGAAUGUUUUUGUCCACCUAGUUAUUAUGGAAGAUUUUGUCAAUAUUUUAGCGAUCGUCUCACAAUUAUUACACAUUUAGAUGGUGUACAACAGUUUUAUUCUAAUAAUGUAGAAAUAUUAAAAAAUAUUACAAUUAAAGUUCUGAUUACAUUUUUAGUUAAUCAAACAACUAUUAUUGAUUAUAAUGAAAUACAUUUUACUCCUGGAUUGAAUGAUUUAGACGAAAAGCAACGAUUUUAUUUUGUUUAUCCAAGACCAAGACUAUUAUCAACGGAAAAACCAUAUUCGGUACGUUUUGAAGCUUUUGAAUUAAAUCAUAAUUCAAGUAUUCGAUUACUAGCCGUUUGGAUUUAUAAAGUUGACUUUAAUUUUUUACCAUCAUUUCGUAUAGCAAAAAUAUUAAAAUUUCAAUUACAACAACAACAACAACAACAAAAUCAUAUUUGUUCAACAAAAUCUCCUUGUAGAAAUAAUGGUACAUGCUAUCGCGUAAUGAAUAUGAUUGAUUUAAGUUCAUACUAUUGUUCAUGUAAUAGUUCUUUCUGUGGUAUAAAUUGUGAGUCUAUUGAUAAUAAUUAUAAUUGUCUUUCUGAUCAUGUUUGUUCAUCAAAUGCUUUAUGUCGACCAUCACGAUUAUGUUUAUGCCCCAUUAAUCGAUUUGGUUCAACUUGCCAUUUAAAACGACAAUGUGAUAUGUUUCAAAAUAAAAAUCCUUGUCUAAAUGGAGGAACAUGCUAUGUAAAGUAUGAACCAGAUGCUCUCAAACAAGAUUAUAUUUGUGUUUGUUUAUCAAAUUAUUUUGGUGACAUUUGUCAAUACACAUCAGUUGUUCUUGAUAUACAAUAUGAAAUUUCAUUUUUUAAUACAACAAUACUUGCGUCAGUAGUUCAACUCCUUAAUUUUGAUAAUACAACAUUAGAUUUAUUAAUACGAAAACAAAAAGUUUAUAAAAAUCAACUAUUAUCAUCAAAUAUUGUUUAUAGCGAACGAUUUAUGCCCGUUCUCGGUUUUCUGAAGAUAUAUCAUAAACAAAUAGAAUCUAUGGUUGAACCAACAGUGGACUACUUUCUUUUAUAUAGUCGCAAAGAAGAAACAAACAUAAAAUUAAAUGUUAGUAUAAAUAUGGAGAACUAUUGUCCACAUACUUAUUCAUUAUUCUUCGAGAAUGUUUCAUCUCUAUCAAGUAGGUCUCACGAAUUUCUUAUAGGCUACCUUUUACGUCCAAUGUCUAUGAAUAGUAUAGCUACCAAUAACUGAAAAACGAAGAGAUAUCUAUGAGCUAGGCUAGGAAAAUGAACAAAGCCAAACGGAGCACCCAGUCAAAAAAAGAUCAGAAGUAGGACUAUGAAGGUGUGCUCAGUUUUCGAAGCACUCCUUUUGGGAAAUGGAGCACUCCUUUUGAAAAAAAGCCACUAAGAGCAUUCUAGAGAACUCUUUUUUUAGAGUAGUCUAGAAUACCUCUCAAAAAAAGAGCGCUUCGGAGCACUCCUUUUUAUAAAGUGCAGCCAAGGCACUGUAGAGCACUUCAAAAAGUGCUCCAUCAUACUCCUUCUCUUGAUAUUUUUUUUUUAAUGGGUAGUGUGAGUCAGUGAGAAUGAUGGGUUAUCAAAUAUACUAUAUGUUUUAAAGAAUGUUUUCCAAUAUUCUUUAAUAGCCAUACUGUAUGUCAGGAAUCUACUUUAACUAGACCGAGUUGGAUCUUGAUGAAACUAUCAGUGGGUAUUAAGUAUAUCAUAGACAGUUGACCGUAAAAAUUUUGAGUUUAUAUUUCAUGUGCUUCGAGAGCAAUGACCAAAAUGGGACUUAUUUUUGGAGUUUUCUUUUUUUCGUCAUAGUAACACAUUUAUCUCAUUCUGCAGACUUUUCUAGAGAUGUUUACUUUUAACUGAUUCUGAAAUGAAAAUCGAAAGUUCAACUUUCUGACGCUGUACCUGCAAGUUUCUUCUACAAAACAAAGCGAUGUCGAAUAUCGAACGGAACAGAAAAUCUUUAAAACACUGAGAAUGACAAAAACGAAAUUCGAUUUUGAGAAAAAAACAAGAAACAAAUUUCCAUGUUUUCUUUAAAAAGACGAUACUUCGAAAAAGGCUGUUUAGGUGAAAUAUAGUUUCAAUUAAGGAACAUCUACCUUUACUAAUCUGUUAAUUAUGUGGAAUAGUCCUUUUAUAACCCUUGAUUGUGUUAAUAAUGCACACACGACCGUAUCUUUGAAAGAUACUUUGUUAUAAAUUUUGGCUAUACAGAACCUAUGAGAUAUUUGUAGACAUAUAUGUGACAUAUUCUACGACAUGAGAACAUCGUUUUUGAUAUUUUGAUUAGAGAUGGGCAUAGGGCUGUGACAGUUACCAGUUACCGUUACCAUCGUUGUCCGUUACUAGAGGCAACGGCAACUGAUA
Molecule: messenger RNA, 5318 nt
Organism: Didymodactylos carnosus
Lineage: Eukaryota; Metazoa; Rotifera; Eurotatoria; Philodinida; Philodinidae
Source: the annotation of a GenBank genome assembly